This is a messenger RNA of Oncorhynchus mykiss (rainbow trout), 8033 nucleotides long. RefSeq names its product arf-GAP with GTPase, ANK repeat and PH domain-containing protein 3. Gene Ontology annotation, molecular function: GTPase activity; protein binding; GTP binding. The record is from RefSeq and is a predicted model, not a curated record. Lineage: Eukaryota; Metazoa; Chordata; Actinopteri; Salmoniformes; Salmonidae. Gene Ontology annotation, biological process: activation of GTPase activity. Gene Ontology annotation, cellular component: nucleus.
UCACUCACUGUCAUCCAUUUUACUCUCUGGGGGCUGAAAUCCCUCUAGAGAUCCUGUGGAGGAACUCAGAUCAGUGGAGUUGGUGUGUUUUAAUGCAGAGCAGCCGACCCAUUGGGAUCCGGUCCUUGUUUUCUGACCAUCCCGGGGGUUGGGAAACUGCUGGAAAGUUCAGACAGACACACUCCCUCACGCUACGCACGGCAGGCAGCUCAGAGAUGAAGGGUUUUGUCUGCACCACAGGCAGAAAAGGAUUGCUCACAACUUGCCAAGAAGGAUGUUUUUCAUAUGUCGCUCACGGCCUCUCAGGGACUCUAUGACAAACAUGUGUUUGCUUGUUCCAAAGCAAACAGUGGAAUGGCUGUUUUAGCUGUCGCUCACCCUCACGUCGGACAGGUAGAAGAAGAAAGUAGAGGGGAGAAUGCAACCAGCCAGCCACCAUCCAGCCUUUUGCGGUGCUGCUGCUGAAUGCUGAGUAUAAGGCUGCAGGGUUAUGGAGGUGGCACAGAGGCUUUGCUCAGGCUUGUUUGAAGUUUUUUUCCCAUGUCAAAGGUAAAGGAUUACCCGGGGGGUUGGAAUGCAGCCUGGAAGUGAAGGUCUCAGAGAGCUACCCUAAACACCACCACACCGGGGAGAGGAGUGUGAGAUUAUGUUUGCUUUGCGACUGUGUGUAUGUAGGUGUGUGCGUGUAAGUUAGGCUAGUUUGUGCAUGCCUGUGUGUGUGGGGGAGUUCAGAGUAGUGCCAUGCUACUGCUGAGCAGUCGGGCUACGGAGCAGGCUAUCCCCGGGGCCACAAGCAAAGCUGUAACAUCCCACCAGUCAGGAGGAGGUAGGACCACGGUGUAUCACAUCUCUGUCAUCCUGAAUGGAACUUUGGGGCAUGAGGAGGUGGGUGAGGGGGUGGGGGUGAGGGAGGGACUGGCCGCCAGACACGCCUCCCUGGAGCAGAGUCAUCCGGCAGCCAGGAGCACCAGGGCACGGCCACAGGCGCUGCAGGGGAAGGAGGGACACUUCAGGCUUGGCAGGUGGCCCUCCCUGAGCCGUACAGGCAGAGUGGGGGGGAGGAGGGAGGAGGCAGUGCAGGAGGAGGAGGAGGAGGGAAGAAAAAUGAAGACGGACCGGUUUCUCCAACUCCAACAGUUCUCUAGUAACUCAACAGCUCCAGCAGCAGCCCAUCCUUCUCAGAUUGACUGGGAGACUGCAGCGGUAGGAGUAGAGGUAAAGGCAGCUACAGCAGCUCUAGAGCAACAGAAGACCAAGGUAGAGACCCAGGGACAGGACGUUUCUCCCCAGACUGAAGGGCCUCUCCCUGGGAAUCAUGGUGGUGUCCCUGCCGGUGGUGUUCUGGCCGGUGGUGGCUCUCCACCCCGGGCUGUGCUCCGCAGGAGGCCAUCCCAGGACGGUGCUGCUCCACACAACAGGAGGGCGGUGAGCAUGUAUGGAGCCGCAGCCAGGCAGCAUCAAGGCUCGCUAAGCCGCCAGGACAGACAGGACAGGCCCAGGAGUGUGUGCAUGCUCGCAGGCCCCAACCUCAACCCUACCCUAUCAGAGCCCGGGUCCCACUCCCAACAGACCUCCAGGAGGGGGGCUACAAGGUCUCUGGACGGUCCCCCACAGCAGCGCUGGACCAGGAGGGCAGAGCUGCGGGCGGUGGACGGUCUUAAGCCAGGGGUGCUCCCUCAGUGGACGGUGGCGGGGGCUGAGGAGAAGGUGGUCCCCAGGGUCCGGCAGCAGACCUGGAAACCGAGACCGGUCAGCAUGACUGUGUUGGAGCUGAGGAAGAAGGCCUCGGGGUCUCAGGAGGGGCUGGACAGCCAAGGAGGAAGCCAGGGGGGAGGUGUAUUUGGCCGCUGGAGGCUGUUCGGCCGACCAGCUCAGGACAAGGAGAAGGAGGAAGCCCCAGACCCAGGCUCCAAGCCCAGCAGCAAGCCAGAUGCCCCCAAGAAGACCCUGAGCUCCUUACGCCGGAGCCUCAGUCUGCGGAUCAAGAGGAACCGGCCGCGGGAGAGAGUGGACAUUUCUGAGUUGACAUCAGAGGAACGCUCACGCACUACAAGUAUGGAGCAGGAGACAUCUCUCCCCUUGCGGCCCUUCUCCUAUCUGACUGGGAGGACCCUGCCACCUCCUUACGAGAGGGACGAUGAUGGAGGGAGGCAGUUCAUUCAGUACCACAGCCAGGGCAAGGUUAAGGUGAUGGAGGUGCCUCUCUACCCAGCCAAACUGUCCUCCUCUACUAAACCGGCCCAGGAGGAGCCCAGUCUAUGGCAGCUCAUAGCCAGACGCUUUAGGAGGAAGGAGCAGCAGCAACCGUCCAACGGUAAAUGUGAACUCCAGCCCCGACACCCGAGCAAAGAGACUGGCAAAUAUUCCCUGGGCAGGAUUAAAAAGCCUCAGUCAGUUGCAAUAGAGACUCUGGCAGACUGCAACAAAGUUCAAGACUCUUUCGUCAAUAGCCAGGAGUGGACAUUGAGUCGAUCAGUGCCAGAGCUCAAAGUGGGUAUUGUGGGUAAUCUGUCGAGUGGGAAGUCUGCCUUGGUCCACCGGUACCUGACAGGCACAUAUGUGCAGGAGGAAUCUCCUGAAGGUGGUCGGUUCAAGAAGGAGAUGGUUGUUGAUGGACAGAGCUACCUGCUGCUGAUCAGAGAUGAGGGAGGCCCCCCGGAGCUGCAGUUUGCAGCAUGGGUAGACGCUGUGGUGUUUGUCUUCAGUCUGGAGGAUGAGAUCAGUUUCCAGACAGUCUACAACUAUUUCCUGCGUCUGUCCAGCUACAGGAACACAGCAGAGGUCCCCAUGGUCCUGGUUGGGACGCAAGAUGCCAUCAGUGCUGCCAACCCCAGAGUGAUCGAUGACUCGCGGGCGAGGAAGCUGUCCAACGAUCUGAAGCGCUGCACCUACUACGAGACCUGCUCCACCUAUGGCCUCAAUGUGGAACGAGUCUUCCAGGAUGUUGCCCAGAAGGUGGUGGCUCUGAGGAAAAAGCAGCAGCUGUCUAUUGGUCCGUGCAAGUCCCUGCCCAACUCUCCCAGCCACUCAUCAGUCCCCAAUGCAUCCAUCCCCUCUGUGCAUAUUAACCAGUCGGCAAACGGCGGUGGUGUGUUCAGCGACUACUCCUCCUCUGUGCCCUCCACUCCCAGCAUUAGCCAGAGGGAGAUGCGUAUCGAGACCAUUGCUGCCUCCAACACGCCCACACCCAUCCGCAAGCAGUCCAAGCGCCGCUCCAACAUCUUCACUUCACGGAAAGCCAACAGUGAACAGGCAAAGAACACUGACAGUAAAACAGAUAGCAUAGGCAGUGGAAGGGCCAUACCCAUCAAACAGGGCAUCCUUCUGAAGAGAAGUGGGAAGUCCCUGAAUAAGGAGUGGAAGAAGAAAUACGUCACACUGUGUGACAACGGCCUUCUCACUUACCACCCCAGUUUACAUGACUACAUGCAGAAUGUGCACGGUAAAGAGAUUGACCUGUUGAGGACCACGGUCAAGGUGCCAGGGAAGCGACCACCCAGAGCGGUCACCGCCAUCGCCCCCACCGCCAGCCCCAAGACCAACGGGCUGACCAAGGACCGUAGCACCCUGCAGCUAGGAGUGGGCACUGCAGGUGCGCCCCACUCUAACAGUAGUACGUCCCUCCAGUCAGAGCAUUCGGUCGGCGGGGGAAAUCUGGUGGGCUAUGGGGGCAGUAAAGACGGCAUGCACCAACGCUCCUUCUCUGUGUCCAGCGCUGACCAAUGGAACGAGGCUGUCAUCAACACCAGUGCAAGCACCGGGACCGCCAAUGGGAUGGCCGAGCCCCUGACCUGCAGCUCUGGGGUGGGCAGUGCCACCAGUCCCAAGCAGGAGCUCCCCCCCUCGCCUCACGCCAACCGCAAGAGACACAGACGGAAAAAGAGCACAGGCAUCACCAAGCCAGACGGACCAUCUACAGGCAACGAAGAGUCUGAGGAGUCGUUUGAGUUCACCAUUGUGUCUCUGACGGGCCAGAUGUGGUACUUCGAAGCGUCUACAUUUGAGGAGAGAGAGCUGUGGGUCACAGCCAUUGAGAGCCAGAUUUUUGCCAGCCUGCAGUCCUGUGAGAGCAUGAAGAACAAGUCCCGGUUAGGCAGCCAAAGUGACGCGGCAUCCAUUCAGUCCAUAAGGAACGUGAGAGGGAACAGCUUCUGUGUGGACUGUGAUACAGCCAACCCUGACUGGGCCAGUCUGAACCUGGGGGCUCUGAUCUGUAUAGAGUGCUCAGGGAUCCACAGGAACCUGGGGACCCACCUGUCGAGGGUGAGGUCUCUGGACCUGGAUGACUGGCCUGUGGAGCUCAGCAUGGUGCUGAUGGCUAUAGGCAACACCAUGGCCAACAGUGUCUGGGAGGGUUCCCUGGAGGGGUACACCAAGGUGGGCGCUGACAGCACCAGGGAGGAGAGGGAGCGUUGGAUCCGGGCAAAGUAUGAACAGAAGCUGUUCCUUAUGGAUGUCCCCCAGUCGGACGUGCCCCUGGGGCAGCAGCUGCUUCGGGCUGUGGUGGAGGACGACCUGAGGCUGGUGGUGCUGCUGCUGGCCCACGGCACCAAGGAGGAGGUCAACGAGACGUACGGGGACGGGGACGGACGCACUGCCCUGCACCUGUCCUGCGCCAUGGCCAAUGUGGUCAUCACCCAGCUUCUCAUCUGGUAUGGUGUGGAUGUGAAGAGUCGGGACGCGCGCGGCCAGACGCCACUGUCCUGCGCCCGGCGGGCAGGAUGCCAGGAAUGUUCUGACAUCCUGCUCCAGCACGGCUGCCCCAAUGACCCCGUCAGCAGCCUGACCACACCCAACAUGAGCCGCAGAAACCCCGAUGUUAACCCUAACCCUAACGUCAACAAUAACAACGCCCUCGGUGAACUCAACCGCAGUGUCAGUAUCAUGUAGGACCAGGAGUGGAUCUGACCGGACUCACGGAUCACCAAGGCCCCUGAACAUACACAUACUGUGUCCCCAUAGAUUACCCAGUGAUCGUACUACUUUCCCAGUGUCCAGUCCUCAUUCUCCUCUUACUCUACUUCAUAUUGUGUAACCUAGACUGAGUAACUGACAGUGGAGUUUCUGUUGUUGUUGGCGCAACGGACAGGAUAGAGAUAUUCCACGACACUGAGAGAGGUGCUUACCUGGUGGAUAUUGUAUAUUGUAUUUGUUUUGUUGUUUUUCUCAUAUCAUCACCACAGAGGUGAAUCUCUGUCAGAAACGAUCAUGAUCAGCUUUAAAGCUUGUUAUUGUUAUUAAGCAUCAACCAAAUGAAUGGCUCAAGAUUUCUUUGUGUUUUUGGCAUUUACCUCUCCUCUCCCCACUUUGUACUAAAACAUUUCCUUUCAGGUCUUCAUCUGUUGGAGCCAGACUGGGUUUUUAUUCGACUGUUAUAUGAAAUGACUAAUUCCAUCCAUUCAUGCUUCCAUGCCUACAUGGAGAAAGAUAAACACCUUCGUAACAUUUUGCAUUAGAUACUCAAAAGGAACUGCUAUGUUGGAUGCACAGUGAUACCAUGCAUAGUCAGGUACCAUGGUAAGUGAUACCAUGCAUACAGGAAAGAAACUAUUACUAUCGAUAAUGUAAUAGAGUUUACGACAGGUCCUCCAUAAUCCAUGUCCCACCAAUAUCACAAUUAUUAAGGUUCAAUUUGACUUAGUUAUUAUUGGUACUAUUAAGCUAUCAAACUCUUGACAUGCCAUUCGUGUACAAAAGCAUGUCUAGAUGGAAGAUCAAAAAUGAUUUAAAUACUUUACUUAGGGGCAAAAGGUUUAAACCACAAUUUGAGAUUUAAGAAAUGAUUGCACAAUGGGAGAGUUUGGGGAGAUAGUAAAGUGAUUUAAUUUGUUGCCCUUGCAAAUCAUCCAUUAUUAUAAGGGAAUUGAUGGGUCUGUUUUUUGAGCACCGGGCCAAAUGUUUUUUUGUAAAGAUUCCUCUUCAAUCAGAAAUCUUUCACAGGGAUGAUUGAAGGAAGGAAAUUGUAUCAUUAAGACAUCUUUGUUGGAGUAAUUUCUGAACAGGUUGAAGAGUGUUGAUAAUUACUUGACACAUCACAUAUCCUAAACCAAUCUUCUAACUACUACAGGCGUAAUGGAAUAUCUGUACACCUCCUGUGGCCAAAGGCCCUGUAUAUUGGUACUCAUGAUACUAUUUCUUCUGUUGUUGCUGUGAACAAUGUGGUACGUGUGUGUGCUUAUGUAUGAGUGUGUGAGUGAAAGAGAAAGAGAGCAAGCAACUGAGUAAAUCUGUGGGAGGAAAGGUUAACAUUUAUAGUUGUUUGACUAAAAUAUGUUUUCAAGUGUACAGACCUAAAGUAGCUCUUUCUCCUAUAAGAUUUAUCCUGAAACAUUGUGGAUUAACUUUGACUUCUGGAGUCGUAAUUUCCUCUCCAACUGACUUUAACUGACCAUCCUUACUCAAUGGACCUAACCAAGUUCAUUCAAGUGUCAAACUGUUGAGAUGGCGACUGAACGGGUCAAGAUGAUGGAUGAAGAGAAAAGCUGCGAUGACUUGAGACACUAUGGUAAUUCUUCAUGAUAAUAUCACAUGUAUAUAUCAGUACUGGGACAAGACAAGAUAAAGGAGGAAGGGCUUUGACCACAGGAAUAUUCAAGUGAUAUUGGUAUAAAGUCUAUAGAGACAUGUAUUUUUCCUCGCACUUCCACUGUUUUAAGGAUUGAAGUUAAAACCCUGUUUUUUGGUUUUACUAUGGCAGUGUUUAUGUUUACAGGGCAAAGGCUCUUCAUAUUAACCCUGGUACUUUAUCUACAUGGUUUUGUUGAUUCCCAGCAGGCAUAACUGGUUGGAAUUAUAUCAGUAUAACCAUAUUACAAUCUGGUUGUAAACUGGUUGGAAUGACAUCAUUUAAACCAGCUUUGCUCGGUGUAUUCCCCCUGUAUUUGUAGUUUAUUGAAGCUCACAGAAUAUCAAUGGGGCUCCCGAGUAGCGCAGUGGUCUAAGGCACUGCAUCUCAGUGCACGAUGCAUCACUACAGUCCCUGGUUCGAUUCCAGGCUGUAUCACAUCCGACCGUGAUUGGGAGUCCCAUAGGGCGGCGCACAAUUGGCCCAGCAUCGUCUGGGUUUGGCCGGGGUAGGCCAUCAUUGUAAAUAAUAAUUUGUUCUUAACUGACUUGCCUAGUUAAAUAAAUAACCAAAAUACAUUUUGACUGAUGGUCAACAGAGCUUGUAGACAGCCUUAAGUUAUAACGGUACAUUGACAAGUUGUUUUUUUCCUUAGGUGUACAGUAUGUGUAUAAACCACCAUGGCACCAGCUUAAUUAAAUACAUUCUUGAGUAAAUUUCCAAGUAUGUCUGAUAUACGGUAGUAGAUUAUUUCUUAUAGGAGUUUACGGUAUAUACUUACCUGAUGCCAUAGUACCUUUUUCACCCUUGUAAUAUUUCCCUUCCCCACUGCUCUUAAUGUUGCCUGACUAUAACCAUUAUUCAUUCUAAGCAAAGUGUUUUCCCCCAAAGACAGGCUGUUCUGACAUGGCACCCUAUUCCCUAAAUAGUGCACUAUUUUUGAUCAGAGCUCAAUGCGUGACCUGGUCAAAAGUAGUGCACUAUAAGGGAGAAGGUUAAUUACCAUUUCGGACACACCCAGGAUGUACUGUAGAUAUGGGUCCAAGAUCCUCUAUGACCAGACAAGCUUCCAGACAAACAAUUGAAAAGAUUUGAGUUUCCGGUCACUCUUUUUGACAUGUCAACCCUAUUUUUAUAUCUUGUUAAAUUUUUCCUCUUUGUUUUUAAGCAUAUUUUUAGGUACUUUGGUCUCAAUGUAUCGACAUUAUCUGACCAUUUGAGGUACUCUGUGUAUAAUGAUGUACAUUUGACAUAUUUAUAAUGCAGUAUGUAAAUAUGGUUUUGUUUUUUCGGUAAAUUUUCCCCCAAUUUUUUUUCUCUGUUUACGUUUAGAACGUGAAACAAAGGUUAAAGCUAAAGGGUUACCUGCAGCGUGAUUGGACGCUUGGAUGACUGUUGAACUAUUCAAACCCUCCAAUAAAACAAAUGUAGCCUUUCCUGGAUUUGGGAAAUAACAAAAAAGAUGAAA